AUGGAUGAUUUGAGCCCCAUAGCUAACUUCCCCACGGGAUGGCGAGAUCAUUCCAGAUCUCCACCCAAGCAAGCUUUCCGCAGCGACUCUCAGCACCGGGACGACGAGGACUACGACAAUGAACACUUAAAACGAGGUGGUGCAUCUCGAGAUGCGCGCUACAACCCUCACGAUGAACAUGACUACCGAGGCAUGUACGAUGAUGGCUACGUCGACGAAAGCGACCAAGGAAGACGGCGUUAUGAAGAAGACAAACAUCUAAGUAGCAGAGGGAGAUAUCGCGACAGCGAUGACCCACGGACCCAAUCUCCAUCCGGAGGCUACCAGAACAACCGCCGUUCCAACAGCCCGACACGAGAGGCAGGCAAGCCCAGCGAUACUGUCAUUCUCGAAGGCCUGCCAUUCAGUAUAUCGUCGAAUGAGCUUCGAGACAGUAUUCUGAGCAACACCGUUGCCGCCGAGUUCCCGUCGAUAGACGUGCGCGUUUCCGCUUCCAAGGGAAAUCGCAGAGCGUUUGUGCAGUUUCAGGAAAUUGAUCAUGCUGUUACUUUCAUGAGAGAGCAUUAUCCAAAGCUUCUUGUCGAGAUGACGCACUCCACUGAUGAUGUCCCAGAAGGGAAAUUUGACGCAUACAUCCACUACGCUCGAAGCCGAGAUUCGCGUGAUGCGACUGAUGUCCGUGGCAUCCCAGGUGCUGAUUGGACUUGUCCCACUUGUGACUUUUCCAACUUCUCUACCCGUAUUAAAUGCAAGAUUUGUGGUGGCCCCCAAGCUGCUCCAGCAUGGCAACUGAACCUCACCGGCAUGGCAGAUGCCUCGGACGUACCUGCACAAAUCCUUGUCGUUUAUCCUCUUGCAUCGUUCGUGACGGAGGAUAUGCUUGCGAACGAUAUGAAGCGUUUGGAGCUUGUGAAGCCAGAGAAAGACAAGGACGCCUCAAACGGGGGGCCAAAGUUGAAGUCUACAGCGCCGACCGGUGACACAACAGGCUACGGCGCCAGGCCCGGGUCCCUGCAUCGAGUCUUUCUCAUGCGUGAUACCAGCACUGAUGAAUCGUUCAAGUACGGAUUUGCCGAGUUUUGGACUGUGGAAGAUGCGACUGCUGCCAUGACCAAAUUUCAGAAGUCUAGGUCGUUCACUGUUGCUGCCUGCCCAGUGACGGUAGCAAGCACUCAUAUGGGUGUUUUCCUGCCCGAAGAGCGAGAGGUUGUUCCAACCAUCGAACACAUGUCGUUCAAUCCUCUCUUCAACCCGAGCCUCCGUGUUCGCUACAGAGAUUACCACGUCUAUCCCAGUCAGCAGAUUGUCGCCGAGCAGCCCCCAGAGGGUGACAGGCUCUCGAAAGCACGUGAAGAGGAGGAGAACGACAAGAAGUCGAAGAAACGUAAAGCAGAAGGGAACCUGGCCGCCUCGUCCACAAAGAAGUCUGCGCCUGUGAUGGCAGGCCGUAUGGCUAUGUGGCAGCAGAAGAGUAAUGAGCUUCGCGAGGAGAAGGAGGCCAGACCAGUGAAAUCAUCGAGACCAGGCAAGGCUGAGUUUAGCGAUGUGAACCGAACGCCACUGCGCAUAAAUCUCUCGGGAUCGAGCACAGACGUAGCCAAGCCUCAGAGCGCCAUUAAGAUCUCUAUCACUGGGACAGCGAAGCUUGAUACUCCUGAGCUUGCAGCUCCUGACAAGCAGGCUUCACCCGAGGAAGCUGGUACGCCUGGUACUUCUACACAGCCAGCAUCGAUUUCAGAGGAACCUCCCGUCUCCUACGUUGACCGCGAUCGACUGAUGUGUUUGAUUUGCAUGCGCAAGUAUAAGUCUAUAGAUGAAGUCAACAUCCACGAAAGAUCACGGAACCACAAGAACGCGACGGAAAAUGAGGAGCAAGUCAAAGCUGCAUUACCCAGACUUGCAGCGCGCGACAAGAGACUUCAGAAACAUUCUCAGGAGAACCCUAACUCCGCAUCCGCAACUUCGCAAUAUCGUGACCGUGCCAAAGAGAGGCGAGCUGUUUAUAACCAACCCACCAAACCCACAACCGCACCGCAAGGGAAACCCAAAUCUGCCCCCAAGGUUGAAGAUGCGGCGCCGGCUCCGAAGCCUGCCCAGUCCAAGGGAGCAGGGAUGCUGGCUAAGAUGGGCUGGUCUACCGGCGCAGGCCUAGGAGCCAAUGGAGAUGGGCGAACUGAAGUCAUCGAGACAAACGCUUACCAAGAAGGUGUUGGACUGGGUGCGGAGGGUGGUAAUUUGGGUGAUGCGGCCCAGCUGGCUGAACGCAAGACAAAGAAUACUUACGCCGAUUACGUGAAUACCGUGCAAGACAAAGCACGGGAACGGUACAAUAAGUUAGGCUAG
Fusarium poae is the source of this 2343-nucleotide messenger RNA. RefSeq lists its product as uncharacterized. The transcript has 5 exons. NCBI's taxonomy places the organism in Eukaryota, Fungi, Ascomycota, Sordariomycetes, Hypocreales, Nectriaceae. Gene Ontology annotation, biological process: mRNA splicing, via spliceosome. The record is from RefSeq and is a predicted model, not a curated record. The coding region runs from base 1 to 2343 and encodes 780 amino acids. Gene Ontology annotation, molecular function: RNA binding. Gene Ontology annotation, cellular component: nucleus.